GUCCAGGCAUCCCAACGCAACGUACGGAUCAGUCUCAGUGUGUCGAGAGCAGUCGCAUACUCCGGUUCACGAGUCUAUUACAGUGCCCACGUAUUAUAAAUACAUAAAAAAGUUUUUUGUGUGCCUGUAUUUAAAUAUAUAUAAAAAAAAACAAACAACGACGAGUACUCGUGUGUUUGGUGGGAACAGAUCACGUCGAGUCGACAACCUAUCAAAUUGCCAAUAUGGUAGGUACAAGGGUCUAUGUUGGUGGGCUUCCAUACGGUACCAGGGAAAGAGACCUGGAGAGAUUUUUCAGAGGCUACGGUCGAUUCCGUGAUGUUCUUAUCAAGAAUGGCUACGGCUUUGUUGAAUUUGAUGACUACAGAGAUGCAGAUGAUGCUGUUUAUGAAUUGAAUGGAAAGGAGCUGUUAGGAGAGCGAAUAACGGUUGAGAGGGCCAGAGGAACGCCUAGAGGUAGCGAUCAGUGGCGCUACGGAGAUUCGCGCGGUGGCUAUGGCGACUCGAGACGAUCUGCCCGUGACGACGUGCGACAUGACAGAGACAGCGUCAACAGAAACUCAAGGAACUCCUCGAGCUACAAGCAGACUCUCCCAAGAUAUGGUCCACCUACUCGCACAGAAUACCGCUUAACUGUUGAGAAUCUGUCCAGCCGUGUCAGUUGGCAGGAUCUGAAAGACUACAUGCGUCAAGCUGGAGAAGUUACGUAUGCCGAUGCACACAAGCAACGACGAAAUGAAGGUGUUGUCGAGUUUGCUACUUACUCCGAUAUGAAGAAUGCCAUUGAAAAGCUUGACGAUACCGAUCUGAAUGGACGCAGAAUUCGAUUGGUUGAGGACAAACGUCGCGGAAGGCGAUCCAGGUCUUCAAGCUCAAGAUCCAGAUCUAGGUCUAGAUCACGGUCCCGCAGGCGUAGCAGGUCUCGCUCAAGGAGCCGCAGCCGCUCACGUAGCCGUAGUCGUCGUAGCAGUCGCUCCAAGUCGAGGCACUCGAAAUCCAAAUCUAAGUCCAAGUCCAAAAGUCCUGAGCGUAGCCGCUCACGUUCCGUGUCCAAAUCAAAGGACCGUUCUAAGUCCAGAGAUAAGUCUAGGUCCAAGAGCAAAUCUCGCUCUCGCUCAAGAUCAAAGAAUGAUAGAUCCAAGUCUAGAUCUCAAUCAAAAUCUAAAGUCAAGUCUCCAUCAAAGGAAAGAUCUCGUGAAAGUCGAGAGCGCUCUCGUGGCGACCGCUCCAGAUCAGGAUCUGAGCGAAGCAAACAUAGCAAAAGCCGCAGCCGUUCUGCAUCACCAAUGAAUGGUCUUAAAUCUCCCAAAAAAGAAGAAGAUUAGAUUGAUAGUUAUGUAAGGGAAUGAAGAGUGAGCGGGAGAAAAUGAAAAAUACCAAUUACUUUAAUUACUCAAAUUUUUUAGUUUUCAAUGUAGAAGACUAUGAUUUCCAAUAAGCCAAUAGUUACUAAAUAAUUUUUUCCUUACCCUUUUGCUACGCACAUUGGUAUUUUUUUUUGUAAAAUUUUUCCAUCAUUGUAAAACAUAAGGGUACUAAUGUCAUGAUAACCUUGAUGAUGUAAAGGUUUAACUAUGAUUGAGUUGACAAAUUGAAACGUUAAUUCGAUUUUUUUUAUUCAUGACCAAUUAUAAUUAGGGUGUCAAUUAUAUAUUAUACUAUUUUAAGUUUUAAAAAUCAACGUUAAAACUUAUUGUAAUCCGUAUAAACUAAUAUUGGCACGCCAAACACAUUUUUUAAACUUCGUCUCUUACAAAUAAUGUCAUUUAACAAUGCUUUUUGUUAAAACAAAUUUAACUCUAGGUGUACACGAUUCAUAAAACUACCUUGAAUCAAAUUUUAAAUAUUAGUGCAGAACAUGCUAAGAAUGAUUAAAAAUUGAUGAAAGACAAAAGA
Trichogramma pretiosum is the source of this 1896-nucleotide messenger RNA. RefSeq names its product serine-arginine protein 55 (gene B52). The record is from RefSeq and is a predicted model, not a curated record. Gene Ontology annotation, cellular component: ribonucleoprotein complex; cytoplasm; nucleus. Gene Ontology annotation, biological process: mRNA splice site recognition; alternative mRNA splicing, via spliceosome. The transcript is spliced from 11 exons. Bases 225 to 1325 code for a protein of 366 amino acids. Gene Ontology annotation, molecular function: mRNA binding. Lineage: Eukaryota; Metazoa; Arthropoda; Insecta; Hymenoptera; Trichogrammatidae.